Messenger RNA from Rangifer tarandus platyrhynchus (Svalbard reindeer), 996 nucleotides. Lineage: Eukaryota; Metazoa; Chordata; Mammalia; Artiodactyla; Cervidae. The record is from the annotation of a GenBank genome assembly.
AUGCUACGGCGGUGGUCCAGAAUUCAGGCCAAGCAAGAAAUCCAGCCGGCAGGUGCCUUAAGCUUUUGUUACAGAGGAAUCGGUGCUGUUUUACUGAAUGCCCACUAUGCACCAUUGGAAUAUCGAUCAACCUGGUUUAUUAUGCCUUGCUUCUUCUCAGAACAUUUGCCUUUGAAAUUGCAGCAGGUGGGCUGGGGCCUCAGGUGGCCCCUGGGGCUGCACAAGCCCCCCCAGCCCCUGGGGACCCAGCCAGAGGGUGCGGGGCCCACCACGCCCACCCCCGAUUUGUGCAGACCCCAGACCGACCCUCCCGAAGUCUGUGUCAGCACCUACGGCUCCCAGGCCGUGGGGACCAGGGAGGGCGAGGCGGUGGAGUCCUGCCAAGCUGGUGUGACUCGAAGCCCAAGGUCCUCCCCGGAGCCCGCCUUCUGCAAGCAGCACCCCCGCUUUGUGGCUUCAGCAGCAGUGGACACGGGGCCUGCAGUUGACAACGGUGGGGACACUGGAGCCUCCUCUGGCCCUCGGACAGGGACAGAAACUCACGCGACCACCAUAAUGACCCGUUUCACAGAGGAGGAGCCUGAGACGCAAGCUACCCUGGCCCACCGCACCAGGGCCCCAAGCCGAGGGCCUUCCGCUGGCCUGGAGGGUGGCCAGCGGGACCCAGAAGCAUGGCCGCAGGGCCGGCUGCAGCAGACCGGCUGGCCUGAGGCGCCCUCACGGCGACCUGAACUGCUUAACACCCCCAGAGGAGUCCGGAUGAGGACACUGAGGCUCGGAGAGCCAAGGUUCCCCCGGCAGAGCCAGGGCAAGACAGCCGGGGGGCUGAGUCCCCAGCCGGGCACUCCCGGGCGCGUCCACCAGGUGGGGGUGAGCGCCCAGAGACGGAGCGGUCGGGAGGUGCGAGUGCUGCCCGCCCCGUCCCUCCCUCCCGCCAUGGAGCCCGCCCGCCGAGGGGAGGCGCGGUCCGCGCCCAACGGAGCAGCCGGAGACUAG